GGCAGCCAUACCUCAGAAAGGUCUUUCUAACUUGGGACAGCAAAGUUCAAAGGAACUACUAGGCACAAACUACGAAAGAGUCCUGAACCAAUACAGGAGGUGAAGAUUUACAGCACAAUUGCCCUCUGAAGCCGCUUCAAACAGGGCAUGGUACUUAAAAGAGAAAAGAAAGGAAACGGACUAUCUUCUAGAACACCUGGAAUGUGAUCCAAGCCUGGAGACAAAAUGAUGGGUUGCAGCUAGAAGACAAUAAAACUAGCAAUGGAGCCCUUAUAUGAAGAAUACCUAGCAAAUCAUGGAACAAUUGUAAAACCUUAUUACUGGCUAAGCUUCUCUCUAGAUUGCUCUAACUGUCCCUACCAUAUUCGGACAGGAGAAGAAGCAAGGGUUCCCUAUUCAGAAUUUUAUCAGAUUUUUGGAUUCCCUUAUGGGCCAGCAUAUCCUCAAACAAAGCACCUCACGUUUUAUGAACUAAAAACUUCCUCUGGAAGCCUGGUGCAAAAGGGCCACGCUAGCAGUUGCACCGGGAAUAACACCCAUCCAGAAUCAAUGUUAUUUGAGAUGAAUGGUUAUCUCGACUCAGCCAUACGCAAUAAUAACGCCAUCAGGCAUAUCAUUCUGUACUCCAGCAACUCCCCUUGUAAUGAAGCCGACCACUGCUGCAUCAGCAAAAUGUACAAUUUCUUAAUAAUGUAUCCAGAUGUUACUCUUAGCAUUUACUUUUCUCAGCUCUAUCACACUGAGCCUGAAUUUCCUGCCUCGGCCUGGAACCGCGAAGCUCUCCGGAGCCUGGCCAGUUUAUGGCCACAGGUCAUUCUGAGCCCAAUAAGUGGUAGCAUUUGGCAUUCUCUCCUCAACAACUUUGUCAGUGGUGUCUCAGGAUCAACUGUUUUCCAGCCCAUUUUAACUGGGAGAGCACAGGCUGACAGGCACAACGCAUAUGAAAUCAAUGCCAUAACAGGAGUGAGGCCGUAUUUCACUGAUGUUCUUCCCCAGACAAAAGAGAAUCAGAUCAUAAAAGCUCAGGCAGCUUUAGACAGCUAUCUCUUAAACAAUGUCUUUCCUGGACAGUCUUUUCAAGUGGCUAAUGGACAACCUCAACCCAAUCUGACCCCAGACCUCGGGGUUCCUGUCGUUUUUGUGCUGGUGCCUUUCAGAGACCUACCACCGAUCCACGUGGGUCAAAACCCACAUAAACCCAGGAAUGUCGUAAGGCACUUGAAUAUGCCUCAAAUGUCAUUCCAGGAAACCAAGGACCUCAGAAGGCCUCCCCUUGGAAUGCCAGUAGAGAGAGUGGAAAUCAUGGAGAAGUUAGCAAGUACCAAAGAGGCAGAUGAAAAGAAGAAGAAGAAGAAAGGAAAAAAAUAAAAUCUGUAUUUCUACCACAUGAGACCAACUACCAGAGGCCUUAUUAGAUAGCAAACAAAAAUCUGGAGACUUUCUCUCUUAGGUCUGAUCCAAGAUCGGAGAUAAACUGAUACUCUAAAAGCAAAACCUGCAUUAUUUACCAGCUCAACUAUUAUAAAGCUACACUACUUUUAACAUAAUCCAAAAUGUUUCCAUAAGCAACUUGAUCUAUUUUGAAAGUGACGGUAUCAAAAUGGAGCCAUUAGUACCUUGCUGAUAUUCUGGUGUGGAAAAGGAAAUGUCAUCGUUCUAGUCUACCCACAUCAUCUUUCCCCCAAAAAGAAAAGCCCAUGGACUAAAUAGCUUCCUAAACUGGUUUCGGUAUAAAAAUUUACUGUAAAAGUGGAAAACAGCCUGAAGCUACUGACAUUAAGUACUGUCUGCAUAAGUAAACCAGUGAUUUUCCAUUAACUGUUAAUCAUGGAUAGAAGACUUUAGGCAGCCCUUUUUUGUUUUUUUUCCUAAAAUGGUUCUAAAGAGUUUUGCGUCGGGGGGAAAAGUUCUUUUGCUAAUUGAUUAUAUAUGGCGACAAAAAUUGAUUUUUGAAACCUAGUCACCUGCUCAAUGUGAUAUUUCCCACCUCAGACCUCUUCCUCCAGAGCAGAUGACAGAGGCAGGAUGAUACAUGAGAAUCAGCAAAGGCUCCUUCCAUCAUACACCAUAUAAAAUCCAUGCUGCCCUUCCCGGCUAUCAGGGCUCCUUCUCUGCCUUCAGUUGCCUUGUCUCAUCAGCAAGAAUGUAAGUUCUGACAGGUUAAGCACUGUCUCUCUCGGCUCUUUGGUUUUCCCUUAGAAUCUAGCCAAGUAUUCAUGCAAAAUGUGGGUAGCAAGAUUGUGAAUCUACAUCUCAGUAACAUUACCAAUCAUUGCUUCCCAACAUUCCUUAUCCAUUCCAGUUAAGAGCUUGCUUAACCAUCCUGCAAUGGACAUCUUGUUUUUAUUAGUAUCCAUUCUCCCUCCUCCUGAUAUAGCUCCCCAAUGCAUAAUUUGUUUCUUUUACUUCCCUUCUUUCUGAACCUUUCUUUUUCACCGGCGUAUAUCUAUAUAUAAGAUUCUCUUAAAAUCUUGUUCAAAACACACUUCUAGGAAGUGCUCCUUGACUAACCAUCUAAGCAUGUACAUUAAAGCAUGUUGUGUUUAAUCAAU
Messenger RNA from Prionailurus viverrinus (fishing cat), 2552 nucleotides. It is a transcript of the gene APOBEC4, whose product is annotated as apolipoprotein B mRNA editing enzyme catalytic polypeptide like 4. Lineage: Eukaryota; Metazoa; Chordata; Mammalia; Carnivora; Felidae. The record is from RefSeq and is a predicted model, not a curated record. The transcript has 2 exons. Bases 262 to 1368 code for a protein of 368 amino acids.